CCUGCAAGGCCAGGGCGAUGGACCCCACCUCGGAGCCCCGCUCCCAGCCGGCCUUCCGCACGGCCCCCCCGCCAGACAGGUCUUCCGUCGUGAAGCUGAACGUGGGGGGCGAGAUCUACACCACUACCGUGGGCACCCUGAUAAGAAUCCCGGACUCAAGGCUGGCAAAAAUGUUCUUCACCUUAGCCACGGCCAGCACCGAUACGGAUGAGGAGGGCCGCCUCUUCAUCGAUCGCUCCAGCACCUAUUUCGGCGCCAUCCUCGAUUACCUGCGCAGCGGGCAGCUGCCCACGCAGCACAUCCGCGAGGUGUACCGUGAGGCUCAGUUCUUCGAAAUUUGGCCUUUAGUCAAGCAGCUGGAGGAUAUGCCCCAGAUCUUUAGUGAGCAGGUGGCUCGGAAGCAGUUCUUGCUGCAGGUGCCAAAUUACAGGGAGAACCUGGAGCUCAUGGUGCGCCUGGCGCGCGCCGAGGCCAUGGCCGCGCGCCACUCCCACGUGCUGGUGUGCGCGGUGCGCACGGAAGAAGACGCCGCACACUGCGCGGAUUCCCUGCGCGCCCUGGAGGCUGACAAGAGGCUGGUCGUCAAGUUCGGGCCUUGGAAGGCACCCCCGGUCAUCAGGGACCUCCUGGACUCCGUGCGGAUGGACAUUGAGGCUCAGGGGUACCAGGUAGCCUAUGACUCCUGUUCCAAGAAGACGUUCCAGCCAAAGGCCGGGGCCCAAGAAUACUUCUACACGUUCCAGUUCACCUGGUGGUGAUUGCCAGGGGCGGUGGCUGUUUGUUACGGGCUCUGGUGGGGCUUAUGAAGUUAAAAGUUGCUUUCGAAAGUCAUAUUACUUUAAAAUAAAAAAUAAACAUCAAA
Messenger RNA from Miniopterus natalensis, 862 nucleotides. RefSeq names its product potassium channel tetramerization domain containing 14 (gene KCTD14). Gene Ontology annotation, molecular function: protein binding. The record is from RefSeq and is a predicted model, not a curated record. Lineage: Eukaryota; Metazoa; Chordata; Mammalia; Chiroptera; Miniopteridae. Gene Ontology annotation, biological process: protein homooligomerization.